This is a messenger RNA of Porites evermanni, 3942 nucleotides long. NCBI's taxonomy places the organism in Eukaryota, Metazoa, Cnidaria, Anthozoa, Scleractinia, Poritidae. The record is from the annotation of a GenBank genome assembly.
AUGAUUGUUCUUGACUUUGAAUUAACAUGCUGGAAAGACAAGAAAAUGAACUAUGGUCCUGAGAUCAGUAAGUCAUCAAUAGUAUGAGCUGAUUGUGUAGGAACUCAGGGCUCCAUUCAAUGACCUGAGUUUGGAUAGAGUGCGAGCCAGCGAGCCAUGCGAGCCAUGCGAGUCAUACAAGCGAGCCAUACGAGCCAUGCGAGCCAUGGCAGCGAGCCAUGCGAGCCAUCUGAAAACCUAUCUACACGAACGAUGAAACCGUAUCGUUUUCAAAACGCGCAAAGCGUUUGUAACAUGUUUCUAAAUCCUUUCUCUUGAUUACGUGGUAUGCCACUUUUAAAAAACUUCAAGAAAAGACAGUUAAGGUUUUAACACCAGAAUUUAAAGUAUUAAAUAUAUUUUUGUUCGUACAGAAACAAUGACAACAAACACUGAUAGAAGCAACGGUUUCUUUCCCCGCUUAGAUCGAUGUUUAGCGUGAAACCACGCUUCUUGCUUCAACGAGACACUGCGUGCGUUGAUUUGCCAUCUGCGAACUAAAUAAAAUACAUAAAACAUUAGCAAUGAUGAAUAAUUCAUUGCACAAAACAUCUGACAACAGACUAAAGCAACGGUAAAUCAGGUAAAUACUCACUUUUAGAAGCAGUUUAUAUACCUGCCAACUUUUUCUGAGAUAUAAGCGUGAGAUUUUUAUCCUGGGAGUGCUGGGAUUUUUGAAGACGACACGAUCAUUUCCGAAGAUUCCCGAAGAAGUCCGAAGUCUUCCGCAGACGUCUGAAGUCUGCCGAAGGCGAAGUUUUCACUUGCUUUUCACUUCAAAAUUCAGAGAUCGCGAGGAAGGUAUUGUCAUUUAUUCAUUUUACACAUGGUUUUCGUUCCUUACAUUGGUCUGAGUUAACAUAUUUUUGGAAAUUGUGUCAAGCAAGACGGCAACAACUCACAUUUUUCAAUCAGGCGUGAGAAAUUGGCCCGCAAGCGUGAGCCGGCGUGAGAUCGAAGUUUUCAACCCGCAGGCGUGAGAGUUGGCAGGUAUAAGUUUAUUGCUAGAUUGAUUCGACUGAACUGGAUUGUCCAAAAGGAUUGAAGAUUUUUUGAAGAUCCGGCCACGAGCACGCUGAACGGUUCGCAAGAACGAAACAGGAGAGAAAGACUAUCAGAGAGGGGAGAGAAAGUCAAAAUUUGUCGCUCUCCCUCGACCCAGACUGUUCGCGUCCAAAAUAACAUGGCCACGGCGUGAGCCAUCGCGGUUUAAUAUUCGCGAUUGAAAGCACAUUUCCAGCAGCAAAACCAAUUACAAAACGAACUAUUUCCAAUUAGAAUAUUAUUAAAAAUUUAUAUUUUCCGAUGGCUCGCAUGCCUCGCAUGGCUCGCACGCCUCGCAUGGCUCGCUGGCUCGCAGAUUAUCCGGACCCAAUGACCUUCUUCAGCAUGUGCUAGGUGAACAUUUUCCUCAGAGACUCUGAGGCUGUCAUAGCAAAAAUUUUGGUUUUGAAAACUACUUUCGGUAACCCAUCAAAUUGACCGAUAGUCAUCUUGCCUGAAGAUACUGUGUCAUGUGAAACCACAGUUAUGUUACCUGAAAGUUUAUAUUAAUAUAGUUAUGUCACCCAAAAUUUUAUCAGGCACAAUACACAGAGAAAUAAAAAUGAGUAUAGGAGUGUGUGAAAAAUAUCUAGCUCUUGAAGCCAUGAGACAUAACAAUGCAAUUUAUGUGUAUAUUGUAUGUGCUAUGAUGAGACAAAAGAAGUCUGACAAGUGAGUAAUGUAUCUCGUUCUUUAAGCCUUGAUAAGCAAAAGAAGUGCUCAUUUCUGGUGACUUUAUGCUAACAACUGACUUGAUAGCCUCACUGAAUAUAACACCAGAAUUAAAGAUUGAAAAACUGACAAUUUGAACCCUAGCUCUACAUUAAUAAAGUGAGUCGGGACUUUAAGUGUAGUGCACACACUGUUCGGAUUUAAUCAAAAUUAAAUUGAGGAAUUCCCUUUUUGUUCACUGUUGAUACUAUCUGGUGCUAUAUGAUUGUUAGCUCGGACAUCUUCCAUGCAUCCCUGGUGGGUGGUUGGUUGGUUGCGGGGAGUUGGAGGGUCCAAACCUUCUGACUCCCGUACCUUGCAUUAACAGCUCCUGUCCUUUUUCCUUGGCUUCCCCUUUAGCACUGUUUUCAUUGCAAUUAUUGAGUAAUUUCUCCCACUUCCUCUCCUUUUAGAACUCUCAUCUCCCACAGUACCCUUUCCUCUCCUGCCUUCUGUACCCCUCCUGCCCCCUAUUGUCCCGGGACUCCCUUCUCCCUGUCCUCACCCAUUGUUUUGCUUGUUAAGCAAAGGAAGACUUACAUGUAAGAGAUAACAAUGUGUUACUUAGGAUCUUUUACUUAGGCUAAUGUACCUUAUUGUUUUCCUUAAUAUGUUUGUCAUUUAUUUUGUUUUUGUUUUGAGCAGUUGAAUUUCCUCCUGUGCUUCUAAAUACUUCCACUGGUGAGAUGGAAUCAGAAUUUCACAUGUUCGUACAACCAAGUGAGCACACAAGACUUAGUGAGUUCUGUACAGAGCUAACAGGUAUCACUCAGGUACAGUAGCCUACACUUUUAAUUGUUUCCUUCUGAUCCUGUUGCACAUUUAAUCAGAAGUUACGGAUCAUAUAAUUAAGCUCGAAUUAGCAUCCACCUCCGAAUAAGAUUAUUACCCCCUCUUCAAUUUAGCACCCUCCUACAGUACAGACCAUGGGCAUUGCAACACUUACAAGUGUGUAAAUUGUGUACAAUAUGGUAGAUUUCCACGCCAAAAACUCCUGUGUAAUUUUUUUGCACAAGCUCUUACACGCAGCCUUUCUACCCUCAAAUUUUCGUGUAUUUUUAUGGUGACUGAUUUUGCUUGUUGUACAUGUAAAUACACGCAAGUUGUGUGUACAGUGUAUUUCUUUACAACAGCAAAUGGCAGGAGCCCAUGAUGGCUGAUGUAAAAUUAAAAAUAUUUGAUAAGCACUCCCUUGAAUAAGUGAUUAAACCCCACGAUCAGAUUUUAAACAAAGAUGAAAAUGAGCCCACAGAGAAUUUGACAAAAUGGUGCAAAUUUGUGACAUGGUCAGGUAUUUGAUUGAAUUCUCUACGAUCAGUCCAGUUCUAUCUCAAUUUUCUCCUCCUAAAGGGCAAUUUCAAUGUGCAUGUUAUGAAAUAAUUGAUUAUUAGUUCACCAGGGGUUUCAAUAAUCACUGACGACUGAUGAAACACAUCGGCUUCCUUUGCUUAGAGGAGUCGGCUACCUUUUCCUCCUUAAUUGAAAGCUGGAAAUAAAGUAUAAAAUUAAAGAUAGAUUCUGUCAAAACUGAAAUUUAAAUUCAAUUUGCUGGACCUAGACAGGCCUUUUGCUUCAGAUUUAAAAUGUUAAAGAAAAGUUGGGACUUCCUGUGCAUUACUUCCCCAAAUUGAUUGAAAAUACAUUAUCUUUUGCACUUAAUCCGGUGCCCAGAAUGCUUGAAUUGCAUUUAAAGGUAUUGAAAUUUCGAAAUUUUCCAGGGGUGCACGCCCCCAGACCUCUCUAGAAGAAGGGGAGUAAAAGCCUAUUUUUGAUACAACCAGUCACUUUUUUAAAACCAGCUGGCUACUUCCAUUUUUAUUGAAACCCCUGGUUCACUGAUAGAGAUGUAGGAAUAAAGAGAAGGGAGUCAAGUUAUUAUAAUAAAAAUAAAGUUUUUUAUCUUCAGAGAAACUUUUAUACAUGUAGUUUAGUACUAAACAACUAGAAGAAGCAUUUCAGACAACUACAAAAUUUGAAAAAAAGCACCGGGGCUUAUUUUUCAAAGGCCUGCGUUAGGCCUAUAUUGGAUAUUUUUGACUAUUGAGUCAUUUAGAUCUCUGAUUUUGUUUCCUUUAAAAUCAACAUAUAUUCAAUGAUGAAGAUUGGGAUUUGGGAACUUGUCUCAAGAAUGAAUGCUACAGAAAGUAG